Molecule: messenger RNA, 2476 nt
Organism: Hippocampus comes (tiger tail seahorse)
Lineage: Eukaryota; Metazoa; Chordata; Actinopteri; Syngnathiformes; Syngnathidae
Gene: prdm1a
Product: PR domain containing 1a, with ZNF domain
Exons: 7
Coding region: 192-2429 (745 amino acids)
Biological process (GO): regulation of transcription by RNA polymerase II; cell fate commitment
Cellular component (GO): cytoplasm; nucleus
Molecular function (GO): protein binding; DNA-binding transcription repressor activity, RNA polymerase II-specific; RNA polymerase II cis-regulatory region sequence-specific DNA binding
Source: RefSeq, a predicted model, not a curated record
GUCAAACACUCCAACGCGGCGCGCAGAAGGUAGCACAUACGCGCGUGCACGCACGCACACACAAGCGAGGACUAUCGCGGAGUAUAGCGGGCAGGAGAGGAAGGACGGCGUGCACCUGUCCGGCUCACACACGCACACACACUCACACACACACGCACGCACGGACAGAGAGGCCCUGACCAGACGUCCUUAUGUGUGGAUGGGACCAAAGCUACACGGCGACCUCUCAAAGCUCGGCCAUGUUGACCAGUGAGGGGGCGCACACCAUGGAGCAGGACGACGCCCACCACGUCGCCAAGAUGGCAUCCACCAACUCAGACGAUGUCCAGCCGGACUCCGACAUGGCCGCGGUGGAGGGAGCGGCGGACGAGGCCGACAUGACUCGCUGGACCGAGGCCGAGUUCGAGGAGAAAUGCACGUACAUCGUCAAGGAUACCACCUGGGAGGCGGGGCCGGAGGGGGACGCUCAUGCCCCUAAAACUGCUAGCAUCAGGGCACAGGCCUCGCUGCCCCGGAACCUAAUGUUCAAGCACACGGCAGAUGGAAAAGAGGUUGUAGGCGUGUGCAGCCGGGAGUACAUUCCCAAAGGGACCCGCUUCGGACCCCUGGUAGGCCAAAUCUACAUGGCCGACAGCGUGCCCAAGGACGCCAACCGCAAGUACUUCUGGCGGAUAUACGCCGACGGCAACUUCCACCAUUUUGUGGACGGUCUGGACGAGUCUCGCUCCAAUUGGAUGCGCUACGUGAACCCGGCCCACUCGGCAGCCGAGCAAAAUGUGGCGGCGUGUCAGAACGGCUUGGACGUUUACUUCUACACCGUCAGGCCCGUGCCGGCCGGCGCAGAGCUCCUGGUGUGGUACUGCCACGACUACGCACGGAGACUACACUACCCGCCAUCCGGGGAACUCAUGAUGCAGAAGCUUAAUCGCUCGCUGCUGGAGGUGAAGCAGCAUCAAGCGUCGGAACCCUCGCCUCCCCCCACCGUCACCCCCCGGCCCGCCAAACGAGAACACAGCGUCCUAUCCAUCCUGCGGGACGUUCCGAAGAGUGAGCCCAGUCGCCCACUACCCACCCGCCCGCGCUGCGCUUACAGCCCCGAACGUCCCUUGUACCCGCGCGCCCUCUACCCGCCCCUCAGGGGGCACCCAGAGGACUUCCUCAAGGCGGGCGCUCUGGGGUACCCCCAUUCCCCCGGUGACCAGUCGUCAGCCACGCCCAGCCCAUCUGCGAGGAGCAGCCCGGAGAGCAGCCCCCAGGGGAGCCCGUCGGCACCCUUCUACCCGGGUGGACUAGGGCCAUACCCCAGUUACUCGCCACCGUCCGCUGCCCCGCUGUCAUCUUUCUACCCACCGGGGGCGCACUACUCUCGCUACCUCCUGCCGCACCACUACCCGCUUCCUGGGGGAGGCCUCCCCACCGUGGGCGGCAUCUACCCGAGGAUGUACCCGCUUUACUUGCCGCCCCAUGUUCCCCUCCUGCCCUCGGAUGCAGCCGGGCGGCGCUUCCUGUUGUCGGAAGCCACCCACCCGUCCCGGGACUUCCUCCUACCAGUGCCCACCACCGCCUUCUCAGCCGCCAACUCCCUCAAGGACAAGGCGGCUCCGCACCACCCUUAUGCUGGGCACCACUCUCCGUCUACCGGAUCCCCCGCCGCGGGGAUCCCUGGCGAGCGAGCGCCGACCAAACUGUGCGACUCGGAUGAGGAAGCGGUGAACCUGGUGAAGGUGAAGAGGGGUGUCGGCUCAGCCGGGUACAAGGCGCUGCCCUACCCACUCAAGAAGCACAACGGGAAGAUCAAGUACGAGUGCAACGUUUGCACCAAGACCUUUGGACAGCUUUCCAAUCUCAAGGUCCAUCUCCGCGUCCACAGCGGCGAGCGACCGUUCAAGUGUCAGACAUGUAACAAGGGCUUCACGCAGCUGGCCCACCUGCAGAAACACUAUCUGGUCCACACGGGAGAGAAGCCGCACGAGUGCCAGGUGUGCCACAAACGCUUUAGCAGUACCAGCAACCUGAAGACCCACCUGCGCCUCCACUCGGGCGAAAAGCCGUACCACUGCAAGCUGUGCCCGGCCAAGUUCACGCAAUUUGUGCACCUCAAGCUCCACAAGCGCCUGCACUCCCGCGAGCGCCCCCACAAGUGCCCGCAAUGCCACCGCCACUACAUCCACCUGUGCAGCCUACGCCUCCACCUCAAGGGCUACUGCCAGACCGCCGCCCCCCACCCCACCGUGGACGAGGUCCAACGCGCCAACGAGGAGAUCGAACGCUUCGAUAUGAGCGAGCACGCCGAGCAACUGGAGAGGCUCCGAGGCGGAGCCGAGUUGGACGCCGUCCUUGAGAAGCAGGUUCUGGGGGCCGCGUGGCGCCAGACGUCGGUCAUCAAGGUGCGACGCGGACUCGCCGUCAAGCAGGAGGCGGACCCGUGAGGGAGCGGGAGAGGUGGACCACUUCAGGGACUCGCUACUCAGGGCUC